CACGCGGAACGAGUGGGGGGGGGCACAUCCAUCGGCGCGCGCGGCCAUGGCGGUGUUGGGAUACUGGGACAUCCGCGGUCUGGCCCAUGCCAUUCGCCUGCUCCUGGAGUACACAGAGACCCCCUAUGAGGACAAACUCUACAGCUGUGGGGAAGCUCCUGACUAUGACAAGAGCCAAUGGAUCAAUGAGAAGGAGAAGCUGGGGUUGGACUUCCCCAAUCUCCCUUACUUCAUCGAUGGCCCCACCAAGCUGACACAGAGCAAUGCCAUCCUGCGCUACAUCGCCCGCAAGCACGGGAUGGCUGGUGAGACAGAGGAGGAGAUCCUGCGUGUGGACAUGCUGGAGAACCAGAUCAUGGAUUUCCGGAUGAGCCUGGUGAUGGUCUGCUACAACCCUGACUUUGAGAAGCUCAAGCCGGGCUACCUGGAGCAGCUGCCGGGCAAGCUGAAGCUCUUCUCCAACUUCUUGGGGGACAGAAAAUGGUUUGCGGGGGAGAAGUUGACCUUUGUGGACUUCCUCAUGUUUGAUGUGCUGGAGCAGAACCGAAUCUUUGAGCCCAAGUGCCUGGAGCCCUUCAAGAACCUCAAGGACUUCAUGGACCGCUUUGGGGCCCUGGAGAAGGUGGCUGCCUACAUGAAGUCCAACCGCUUCCUGAAGUUGCCCAUCAACAACAAGAUGGCCAAGUGGGGCAAUAAAAAGGAGUAGGGGGCUAGUGUGGGGUGGGGGGAGCCUGGGGGGGUGGGAUUCUGUUCUGAUGCCCCCCAGAAUGGAGUGGGGGUCUUGACCUGAUGACACCCCCCUGAUGACCAGCAUGGGGUGGGUGGGGUGGGCACCACCAGUGUGAAGCCCCACAAGACAAUAAAGUGCUUCAGAGGUGG
Calypte anna (Anna's hummingbird) is the source of this 879-nucleotide messenger RNA. RefSeq names its product glutathione S-transferase Mu 3. The record is from RefSeq and is a predicted model, not a curated record. Gene Ontology annotation, biological process: glutathione metabolic process. Gene Ontology annotation, molecular function: glutathione transferase activity. Lineage: Eukaryota; Metazoa; Chordata; Aves; Apodiformes; Trochilidae. The transcript is spliced from 8 exons. The coding region runs from base 47 to 706 and encodes 219 amino acids.